Molecule: messenger RNA, 2958 nt
Organism: Hibiscus syriacus
Lineage: Eukaryota; Viridiplantae; Streptophyta; Magnoliopsida; Malvales; Malvaceae
Exons: 7
Coding region: 162-2837 (891 amino acids)
Biological process (GO): positive regulation of transcription by RNA polymerase II
Cellular component (GO): NSL complex; MLL1 complex; Ino80 complex
Molecular function (GO): G-quadruplex RNA binding; protein binding
Source: RefSeq, a predicted model, not a curated record
ACCCCUACCUUUUUGGUUCAUUACUUUUCGUUUUCAUGUUUCAAACCCGGAGAGGCCCAAACCGACGCUUCCGAUAGAGAGAAAUCGUGGGAAUAGAAAGUUGUGAAGCAAAGGGUUUUUUUUUAAAGACGGCUGUUGGUUGGUUCUGCUCCUAAUAAUAAAUGGGCGCUUUGGCUCCAAUCGUUUCCACUUGGAUACCUGAUGAUGACUUUUUGUUGAAGAACGCCAUUGAGGCUGGUGCUUCUUUGGAAGCUCUUGCUAAGGGUGCAGUGAAGUUCUCAAGAAAAUUCACCAUGAAAGAAUUGCAAGAUCGAUGGCAUUCUCUCCUUUAUGAUCCAGUUGUUUCCGAGGAGGUGUCUUCUCGCAUAAUUGAGUUUGAACGUUCUGCUCCUUCACUGCCUUUGAAAUUUGGCAGGAUUGGAAAUUCAAAAGAUGGCAAAAAUUUGUUUGGAAAGAGGAAAUCUGAGAGUGUGCGUAGCUGUUACUAUGCAUUGCGCAAAAGAAUUCGGAUUGAGCCUUUUAACUCGAUGGAUUUGAGUUUUCUUAUAGCACCUAAUGAUGGCAACCAUGUUGGGAUUGAAGAUGAGCCUCUACCCGGAAAUUGCAUGCUUGGCAAUCCAAUUUCAGAUCAUUUUGGAGUUGAAGAAACAAAUAUGAAUAUAAUGAAUUGUUCUUUUCCGCAAGUAUUAGCUGAUGAUGGAGCUGCAGCGAUGGAUGAGUGCACAAGAGAUGGCUUUCAGACUACUAAUUGUAAUCAAGAUGAUUGUUGUUUUCCUGCAGAGCAAGUUAAUAUACAUGAUGACAUUCCCCACAUGCUCGGAGAGAAUCAGUUUUUUCUAGAGAGUGGAUGUCGCAUUGAGGAAUUGCAUGAAUCCAAGGAAUUGUCUGUGAACGGCUUGUUUGAUGCUAAUGAUUUAAUGGUAAAACCUUCAUCUACAUUUGAUCAAAUUAACAAUGAUCCAGAUAAUAUCUGCUCUGAGUUUGAAGGCAACCAGGUCUUCAACUCACCAAUGGAUUGUGAGUUGUCAAUCUGGGGAACUGAUGAAGGCUUGUCUGCAUCUGCUAUUCCCGCUGAUGAUCAUGGGGGAAAAGACCUUCAGGGAGGAGAUAUAUAUGCACUUUCGAGUGGCAUCGUUGCUAAGAGUGAUCAUGCAUCAGGACAUGAUGCUGUUACUACAGAUACCAAGUUGGAAACUGACAUACCUAGUGAUGAAGUGGAAAAUCAAACAGCUGAUACGGAAGGUUAUUUGGUGGAAAUAACCAAUACCCUUAUGAAUGAUGAACCCUUUUUCAUGGAUGUUGACUCGAAAGAUGUGAUUGAUAAGUCUUACUUUGAUGGUCUAAGCUCGUUUUUGGCAAGUUCACCUAAUAACUGUGUUCGAGAUCAAAUGCCGGAUGUAACUGAAGCUAUGGCAUUAGAAACACAAGAUAAUCUUGCAAACAUAUCUUGUUCACAUCUUGGAGAAUUGGAUGGCGUUGCAGGAUCUUCCGUAGCAGAUGUGCCUGUGCCCUUUGAUUCUGAGGUACCAAUGCUUUCUUCUGUGUUAACUUCAAAUAGUCAGUUCCCUGAGCGGAUUAAUGGUGUCAUUUGUUGCACCUUAAAUACCGAGGACCCAGAAAUCCCAUGCAAUGAAGGUGCUGUCUUCUCCAAACAGCUGUGCCCAUCAGUUGCUUCCUCGACACAACACAUUUUCAAAGAAGCUGACAAUCCAUUAUCUGUUGCACGUGCAAAAGAUAUUCCUGGGGGUCAGAAAACUAGAGAUGGAGGUACCCUCCUGCUUCAGAGAGAUCAAAGAGAUCCAGGACAAUCUAAUGGAUCUUCUCAAAUGAAAGAAUCAAAGACGAAACCAGAAAUGGAUCAACUCCAUCCAGUUGGUGAUUGCAGAGUUAAAUGUGAGGAUUCCUCAUGUGUAGCACCUAAACCUGAUGGUUUUCUGGCAAGAGGUUCAGCUCAAAUUAAUUCCAAAAAUAUUAGCGAAGGCACUUCCCACCUGACACUGCCAAAGGAAAAGAGUGAAAAUAUUAUGCCAGGAAAGCAUUUGAGUCAUUGUUCUGCUGAUUCUUUACAAGAGAAACCACGUCUUUGUUCUGAUAACCGCAAUAGUUAUUCACUGGUGAAUUCUUUUGCCAUUAAACAAGAAGUGGAUGCUCAUGAAAAGGCUAAAGUUCAACAAGCUUCAAGUGCAGAGGUGGGAUCCAUGGAUAUUAUUUCUCCAGAACCAGUUGUUGAUCCUCCUCCUCUAGAUCUAGAAGAGCUAGUGAUUGAAAGUGAUGAUGAUGUUCCUUAUUUCUCAGACAUCGAGGCAAUGAUCCUUGAUAUGGAUUUGGAUCCAGAUGACCAAGAUUUGUGUGAUCGGGAAGUUGCAAGAUAUCAGAACGAGGAUAUGAAAAGAGCAAUUAUAAGGUUGGAGCAGGCUUCUCAGUCUUACAUGCAAAGGGCAAUCGCAUCCCAUGGUGCUUUUGCCGUUUUAUAUGGCCGACAUUCCAAACAUUACAUUAAGAAACCUGAGAUUUUACUCGGUAGAACGACAGAAGAUUUUGUUGUUGACAUCGACUUGGGAAGUCAAGGGUGUGCUAAUAAAGUGUCAAGGCGGCAGGCAAUUAUCAAGAUGGAAGAAGAUGGAUCAUUUCAUCUUAAAAAUCUUGGCAAGUGUUCGGUAUCGAUAAAUAGUAAGGAUGUAGCUACAGGACAGAGCCUGGCCCUUAAUUCCAAUUGUUUGAUUGAGAUAAGGGGAAUGCCGUUCAUCUUCGAGACGAACCAAACUCGCAUUAAGCAGUAUUUGAAUGGUAAGUUGACGAACUCGGGAGCCUUUGUGAAAAUGUCAUGUUGGAGAUGAUGAAUUGAGAAUUGCUUCUCCCAAUGCAAAACCCUGUGUAAUUAAAACAAGUUUGAGAAGGAAAAGAAAUUGUAAUCAGUUGAGAAAUUCAAUAAGAGUCACAGUUAAUCUCUUUUACACU